Molecule: messenger RNA, 1425 nt
Organism: Chondrus crispus (carragheen)
Lineage: Eukaryota; Rhodophyta; Florideophyceae; Gigartinales; Gigartinaceae
Product: Xylosyltransferase, family GT14
Exons: 2
Coding region: 235-1425 (396 amino acids)
Biological process (GO): chondroitin sulfate proteoglycan biosynthetic process; heparan sulfate proteoglycan biosynthetic process
Cellular component (GO): membrane
Molecular function (GO): protein xylosyltransferase activity
Source: RefSeq, a predicted model, not a curated record
AUGCUAUGUUUGCGACCACGUGAUGUUAUAGCCCGACUUCCAUGGUUUCUACUGCUCAUCGCCUACUUUAUUUUCCAUCUCUCCCUCCGAAAUCAGGAGAAAGUUGAUUACCUUACUCCAAAGGCAGCAUCGGCACCAGAGCAUAUCACAGAUGCGUUACGAAAGCAACUUCUUCGUAUUCGCGAUGUGGAGAACUGGCACGUAAUGGGCGACGUGAACAAAACUGGCGAGCAGAUGUACGAGGAUGUUGGAGAAGGGCAAGGUGAAGAGGCCAACAUUGCAUUUUUCAUUCAAAUAUCCCCGACCAACGUCAUCCUUGUUCCGCGAUUGCUCUCUCGCAUCUGGCAUCCGGAUAACAUCUACUGCCUUCACAUUGACGAAAAGCUCGAGAACGAUGCAUUGGUCGAUUUCAAGGAAGCCUUGGCAUCCAACUCGAAGCUUUCAAAUGUGUUUCUGUUGCCAUCAACUUCGAUCACCUAUGCCGGUGUUUCUAUGCUCGUAAAUACGCUGGAUGGAAUGCACUCUCUUCUUCAGUCAAAAAGUUUGUGGGACUAUUUUAUCAAUUUAAGCGGAUCGGACUAUCCACUCAUCUCGAUAACAGCGAUGCGAAGACUACUUGGAAUGCCAUCGGUGAAGAAUCACUCAACGAAUUUUGUUCACUACUCGACAAACGUUGCAUCGUGGGAAGAGAUUGCGCGUCAUAGGCUGGGAAUUCUCCACUUCGACUUUUCUCUCGGAUUUCGUUCCAAUCAUACAAUCCAGCUGGCCGAGUCUCGUAUGAGACACCCCGUUCUCUCUUCCGGCAAUUUGAAAGUCAUAGUUGCCAAAGGAGAAUCGUGGAUCAUGGUGCAUCGAUUAUUUUGUGAGUAUGCCGCCCAUGGGAAUGUCGCACGCCGCUUGCUGGCUCUAUUCGCAAACAUGCAAAGUCCAUCAGAGCACUUUUUCCAAACUCUCGGGUGGAAUCACCUGCAGUUGAACAAAACUCUUGCCACGCAUUCAUUCAGAGACGUGGUGUGGAAACACGGCGGCAUUCGAAGCAUACAACAUCCAUAUAUCGUCGACAAGCGAGAGCCGAAUGGUUUUUGGCCCUUUUGGGACGACAUUGCUCUCUCCCCGAACUUUUUCUCGCGUAAAUUUAGCAUCCCAGACAGCCCCAUGCUGGAUCAAAUUGAUUUGCUGAAGAGCGGCGCAACCGAAAAGGCUGCCAACUUGACGGCAGUGUAUCAGUCCUUUGCGAUUGUCAAAAAUAGGUUUGCUUGUGUCACGGAACAUGCGAGGAGUCGCAAACAUCCUCAUAUCAUGCCGUGCUUUUUCAGUGGUUGGAUGCAAAGGGGCUGCAGGGGAGGCCAAACAGAACUUUGCGCCUCAGAUGUUCCACCACCAGCCUCUAAGACCAAAAUAUUUUCAACGCCGUGGAAAAAAUAG